AUGUCCGGGCUGGAAGGCGAGGCCCCCGACUACGAGCGCAGGCCGCCGUCCCAGCUGUUCGUCGUGCUGGGCGCUGCCACGGCCAACUGGGAUCCCGAUGCACCGGGUGCCGUCAUAAACAAGGUGUCCCGUGUCCUGGUGGACGACGCGUACUCUUCAGUCUAUGCCGCCUACGAGCACAGUCUGGCCGUGGUGGAGCUGGAGGUGCCGCUGGCCCUUACGGACUCUGUGCGGCCAAUCUGCGUCGACAGCGGCGCCCAACCGCAGCACGGGGACAUUUCAUAUAUGGUCGCUCCAGAUUCGAACAAAAAUCUCACUCUGAAACUGCAGAGGUUAAAACACACCAGCCGAGAGAACUGCAUCGGCGAUUCGAUAUAUGCACGGGUACCUGAACACAAAUUCUGCGCUGACAGCUCAGAUGAGCCGGUGUGCCAGCACGCGAGGGGCAGCGGCCUGGUGUGGCGCGCCGCCGACGGCCGCUGGCUGCUGGAGGGCGUGGCCAGCGUGAACACGGCGCACCGCGACUGGGACCAGCCCGGCCGCUGUGUCGCCGGCCAGCACGUCUUCAGCGACGUCGACAGCCAACUGCCGCUGCUGCGCCGCCUGCUGCUCUCCUCGUGCUUCAGCGGGCGGCCCUCGACGGCGCCGUGGCACGCGCAGCUCUACCUGCGCACCAAGGAGCGCCGCGGGCACGAGUACGCAUGCGCAGCUGCCCUGCUCACUCAUCGUUACCUUCUCACAGACGGCAGCUGUUUUAAAGGGAGAACUGCCAACAAUUCGACUGACGCCUCGGGGUUCGUCGUGGCUCUGGGGAAGAAGGUGAAGAGCCUACAGGCGAGAGAGACAGGCUCUCAGAUUCUAAAGGUCUCGCGCGUCGUGUUACAAGAGGGGGGACGCGGCCUGGCGAUCGUGGAACUGGAGGUACCGGCGGUUCUGGGAGACAGCGUGGCAGCCGUGUGUCUCAACACGGCGACCCAGCGGCCGCUAGCUGACGGAGUGCCUGCCGUGGUGGCGACUUUCAGCCCUACAGAAAACUCUGCACUGAAGCUGCUGUACGUGAACGUCGUAGAUUCCGACAAGUGUCUAGUCGAAAAGCCAGACUUCAAGACAUUCUUAUCAGAUGCCAAAUUUUGCGCCACCGACAAGAAAGCUGCUGUGUGCCAAGGCAACGAGGGUUCGGCCAUGCUGACUCGGGCCCCGGACCGCGGCGCCUGGUGGACGCUGAGGGGCGUCUUGGCGCCGACGCCACAGCCUCCCAGUAGCGACGACGCCUGCCCCAAGGGCAACGCCAUCUUCACCUCGGUGGACCACUCGCUGCGCUGGAUCCUCGAUACCCUACAACGCCUUUCCGUUCCACGAUCCUUGCUGAAACCUGAAGGAGUCAGAGGCUGCUGGUCGGGCCACGCUGGAAACAUCCCGUGGCACGCACUCAUCUACCGUCAACUAGAGCGCCCGGAGUGGUUCGAUCUCCAGUGUGCGGGCACCAUCGUCUCCAGGAGACACGUAGUAACUGACGCUGCCUGCUUCUGGGACGAAACUUCAAGGACCAUGCGAGAUGUCUCAACACUGCGAGUAACCGCGGGCAAGAAAACAAGAGAUUUUGAUGCGGAAGAAGCUGAUGUACAGAUUAGAAAGAUCUCACGGGUGCUGCUGCAACCGGGCUACCAGAGAGAGACUGGAAGUGGGCCAGCCGUGGCGGUGGCGUUGCUGGAGAGGCCGCUGGAGCUGAGCGGCGCCGUACACUCCGUCUGCAUCGACGAGUCUGCCGGAUCCCCUCUGAAGGAUGGCCAGACCGGUCUGGUUGCAACACUCGGCUUGCCACGAUAUUCCGAGCUCAAGAUUCUUAACAUGAAUGUUCUAAAGAAGAAUGAAUGUUUAGCUGAACUGUCUGCCAGUUCUUGCUGGACAAUGGCCUCUGACAACUUUUGUGCCAUCGAUCGCAAAGUUUCAGAAGGCCUUUGUUCCGGAAACGUGGGAGCGGGACUGGUAGUCCGCGGCCCUGGGGGUGCCUGGCUACUGAAGGGCGCCGCCAGCUUUCGCCAGUUGUGCGGCCCGAACCACCACUGCUCCAAGGCGACGGUAUUCUUCACGGAUGUUGACGACAGUCGUGACUGGCUCUGGAAGACAGUGCAAGCAAGCACUUCGUACCACGUUGCGUAA
Molecule: messenger RNA, 2160 nt
Organism: Schistocerca piceifrons (Central American locust)
Lineage: Eukaryota; Metazoa; Arthropoda; Insecta; Orthoptera; Acrididae
Product: serine protease 53-like
Exons: 15
Coding region: 1-2160 (719 amino acids)
Biological process (GO): proteolysis
Molecular function (GO): serine-type endopeptidase activity
Source: RefSeq, a predicted model, not a curated record